Molecule: messenger RNA, 728 nt
Organism: Ilex paraguariensis (yerba mate)
Lineage: Eukaryota; Viridiplantae; Streptophyta; Magnoliopsida; Aquifoliales; Aquifoliaceae
Source: the annotation of a GenBank genome assembly
AUGGAGUCAUCGCCGCUAGCCAGAUACACCCCCCAAAAUUCAAAGAAAAGAGUGUUUCCUGGGGGAAGUUCGUCUUGCAUGGAGCCCGAGGUCGUCGAAAUCUCUCCGCCGAUUUCUCGCAGUUCAAAAUCGAAUAAGCAGAAGGAGCAUUGGCUCAAUCAGCUAUCUUUGAGUCAUUACUUGUCACCAGGGUUUCAUCCGUCUCUUAAGGGAGCAGUUGAAUAUAGUCAAGCGGUUGACAAGAAGUUCUUGCAUUGCUUAGAUUAUGAUCCACAGGGGUAUCUGAUACUUCUUCAUUUAGAUUAGGUUAAAUGUGGGUAUCCGAUCACAAUAGCUAUUUCACUGCAAUUUAUUAAUAAUGGAAUUCCGUAAUUCAUUCCGGUUGCGAGUCCUUAGGAUUCUUGUGGAUUUGUUAGAUUGUUGUUGUUACAUAUAUGUUGCAUGGUAAAGGUAGUCGAAUUCUAAUUGAAGAGAAGGAAGUGUGUUGUUAAAUUACUCAAAAUCUCCUUUCUUUAUUAUGCUCUAUCCAGGGUCAGUUUCUAUUAAAUCACAAGUUAUCUGGAGAAAAUGAAAUGAAAAAAGGAAGAAACCAUUUAAUCUUACUAUGGCCCUUGGGCACUCAUUCAUGUGAAAGAGACAUUGUAAAUCAGAAUACCUGAUUUUACUAUUUAUCAUCAAAAAUAAAGUCCAUAGACCAAUCCAUCCUAGUGGUAUGACUUGGAAGCCGA